GUGGUGGUUGGGGCCGGAGGGUCAUUCAUGGGCAGGCCGAUUCAUUGGCAUAGUCCUCGCUCAACCAGCCUGCUCGUCAGAUCGAGGUGAGAAAAGAAGAGAGCAGACGAGAUGCAACCUGACACAAGUCGGCAGCAGAGGCACGGCUUUGGUGGCAACACGCAUCACCAAGAAGGACUCUUGACGUUCGCCAAAGCGGAGUCGGUGCUCAUGAUGGAGUCAAAUCUCUGCACAACGGACACCGAGUCUGAACAUCUCCACUUCGCAGACUCGGGUUUCAACUCACGGGAAAACAAUUCCAUCAAGCCGAGCAGCAACCAGUACGAGGAAUGCCGGAGAAAAAGAAAAAGGGACACUGGUGAGGACCCAGCGCAAGGCAAAUCAGGAAUUUUGGGCCUAUUCAGAUGUGCAAGCAGAGCAGAUAUCAUAAUAAUGUCCGUGGGACUUUUCUUCGCUGUGAUACAUGGUUCAAGUUUUCCAAUUCUAGCGCUAGUUUUCGGCCAAAUGACUAACACAUUCAUCCUCCAAGCAACACAUGGUUUUGUAGACAACAGUUCUGGAGGAACACACUCACUAAAUUCUAAUUUGACGCAGCCAAAUUUUCUCUUGGGAACAAACAUUUUCCCACAAAUGGAAAAGAUCCUCCAAAUGAAUAGCAGCAGUGAUCCGCAAUCUUGGAAGAGCCAUGCACUGACUCCAGAAGAAUUCACCGCUUACAUGUCAAUAUUCGCCUUAUACUAUGUUUUCAUUGGCCUGGGCGUGCUGGUUGCGGCAUUCAUGCAGACGCUGUGCUGGGAGUUGGCUUGUGAGCGGCAGGUCUACAGAUUACGUCAGUUAUUUUUUGCACAAAUUCUGCGCCAAGACAUCACUUGGUUCGACAGAAAUCAGUCCGGCGACUUGACUAACAAGCUGUCCGAUGACAUGGAGCGAAUACGAGAGGGUCUGGGCAGUAAAUUUUCAAUGGUCGUGCAGUACGUCUCCACCUUCAUCGCGGGCCUGCUCGUGGGAAUUUUCGUCAACUGGAGACUCACUCUGGUGAUCCUAUCAGUGUCACCGGUUUUGAUUGGGACCUCAGGCUAUAUGGCAAAGAUCGCCGCUUCAUCGGCAGCAAGAGAGCAAUUAAAAUAUGGAAUUGCGGGUGGCAUAGCAGAGGAGGUUUUGUACAGUAUUCGGACGGUGGCAGCUUUUGGAGGGCAGGCGAAAGAAGUUGAGCGCUAUAAAGAGGCUCUAGAAGAAGGCCGGUGGAUCGCGAUGAAAAAAUACUACGUGCUGGCGGUUGGCAUGGCUGUGGUCUUCUUCAUCACCUACGGCGCCUACGGUCUCGCCUUCUGGGUCGGCUCGCGACUCAUCGGUGAGGGUCUUUGCACUCCUGGCAGCGUUUUCACGGUGUUUUUCAGCGUGAUGGCCGGCGCUUUUUCGCUGGGCAACGCUUUGCCCUUUGUCAACGCCGUCAGCACAGCCAUCGGUGCUGCAUCCACAAUUUUUGGAAUUGUGGACAGGACACCGGACAUUGAUGUGCUAAGCCCCAUGGGCCAUAGACCAAAACACAUCAGGGGCAAGAUUGAGUUCCAGUUUGUUUCAUUUGCAUAUCCAACCAGACCGGAAGUUCAGGUUUUAAAAGACUUCAAUGUGGUGAUAGAACCUGGAAACAGAGUUGCGUUGGUCGGCUCGAGUGGCGCUGGAAAGAGCACGAUCGUCUCCCUCCUACAGAGAUUUUACGAUCCUAAUCACGGCGAAAUUCUGCUCGACGACGUGGACAUUAAACUAGUUAACGUCAAGUGGUUGCGGGCGCAAAUAGGCGUCGUUUCGCAGGAGCCAGUUUUGUUCGGCACCACCAUCUAUGAGAACAUCAGAUACGGCCACGAUAAAGUGAGCUACGAAGAAGUAAUUAGGGCGGCCAAGAUGGCCAACGCGCACACCUUCAUAUCUAUGUUGCCUCAGAAAUAUGAUACAAUGGUGGGUGAACGCGGGGCCCAACUUUCAGGAGGGCAGAAGCAAAGGAUUGCAAUUGCCAGGGCCAUCGUGAGAGACCCAAAAAUCUUGCUCCUGGACGAAGCCACUUCAGCACUUGACACGCAAAGUGAAUCUGUAGUGCAGGAAGCUCUUGACAAAGCAAUGGAGGGAAGAACUACGAUAAUAGUCGCUCACAGACUCUCCACCAUCAGAAAUGCAAACGUCAUAUACGCGAUGAGAAACGGAGAAAUUUGUGAAUGGGGUGACCACGAGGAUCUGAUGAUGCGAAAGGGUCUCUACUACAGCUUGGUCACUCUGCAGACAAUGCAGGGUCCGGAGGAUGUGCAGCUGUACGAGUCUGAAUACGAGCAGGAUUAUUCCGAGGACGGCGAAAACGACGUUUUGUUGAGAGACGAGCCAAAAUUGGAUCCGAAUGGAAAGCGAAGCCACGCACAGACUGAAAAGACGCUUCACAAAAGCGUCUCAACCCUUUCAGUAACUUCCUACAAUGAGACUGAAAUUGAAAAAGCGACGCCCAAGGAGCCGUCGUUCAACACUAACAACACUGCCUGGAGACUGAUAAGACUGAACAGUCCUGAGUGGGGCUGGCUAGUUCUAGGACUCAUCGGGUGCGCUAUUUUCGGCUCGGUGAUGCCCGUAUUCGCAUUUUUCUAUGGCGAAAUAUUUGCUACUUUUACACUAACUGGGGAUGCACUCAAAGCAGCAGCCGAGUUUUGGACACUCAUGUUUUUAGUUUUGGCUAUUGGAUCUGCUUAUAGUUUUUGGUUGCAGACGGUUGGAAUGACAAGUGCAGCUGAGAAAUUGGUGAUGAGACUGAGAUUGAUGGCAUUUGUGAAUAUUUUGAGGCAAUCCAUUGGCUGGUUUGAUUUGGAGCAAAAUUCAGCUGGAAAGCUCAUCACCAGACUGGCGCGCGACGCUCCGUUGGUUAAAGGGGCUUCGGGAUUGCGAGCUGGAAUGAUGCUGAGCGCAAUUGUAACCUUGGUGGCUGCUUUGACCAUUGCCCUGAUAAAUGGGUGGAAAUUGGCUUUGCUUUUGCUGAUCGCGGUUCCUCUGCUGGCGAUGGCCUCUCACCAACAAACCAUGAUUUUGCGGAGGAACCAGCGACGAGACGCAGAGCUUAUGGACCAAGCGGGAAGAGUUGCGACAGAGAGCGUUCAAAAUGUGAGAACAGUGCAGUCGCUGGGCAAGGAGAAACUUUUCUUUCAGUUGUACGUCAAGUAUUUGGAAGCGCCGUUCAAUGAGGCGAAGAAACAAGCCUUCAUGUACGCUUUGGUGUUUUCAUUUUCGCAAGCAAUUAUUUACAUGAUGUACGCCGGGGCGUUCCGUUUUGGCGCAUACCUGAUUGAAAUUGGAGAUAUGGGGCCUACUGAGGUUUACAGAGUCUUUUUUGCUCUGGCUUUCUGUGCCGCCUCCGUUGGUCAGACCUCAGCCUACAUGCAGGACUACACAAAGGCAAAAAACGCCGCCAAUCUGAUGUUCGAACUGAUCGAACAGCAGCCGGCAAUUGACGUGGCCGCUGCCCCAGGGGCCAGACCAGAUAUUCGCGGCGAUGUUGAGUUCAGGGAGGUCAGAUUCAGGUACCCGAGCCGACCUGCCGUGCCAGUGCUCAGGGGACUCAGUUUCAGGGUGCGCAGAGGGCAGACCCUUGCUCUAGUUGGUGCCUCUGGAUGCGGGAAAAGCACAGCGAUUGCCCUUCUGGAGAGAUUUUACGAUCCCCUCGGAGGACAAAUUUUGAUUGACGGGUUUGACAUUCGCACUUUGAAUUUGGCCUAUUUGCGUUCGAAGAUUGGAAUUGUGACUCAAGAGCCGGUAUUGUUUGACUGCUCAAUAAGGGACAACAUCGCCUACGGUGCAGUGAGCUUUGUUACAGACAGUGAUAUCAUACAAGCUGCAAAAACUGCAAAUAUCCACAAAUUCAUAGUUACGCUUCCACAGGGCUAUGAGACAAUGGUGGGCGAGAGAGGUACCCAGUUGUCAGGCGGCCAAAAGCAGAGAGUUGCAAUUGCCCGUGCUUUGAUCAGAGACCCAAAAAUUUUGCUCCUAGAUGAGGCCACCUCAGCUCUGGACACAGAGAGUGAGAAGGUGGUGCAAGAUGCUCUGGACAAGGCGAGGCAGGGCAGGACUUGCAUUGUGGUGGCGCACAGACUGACGACUAUAAAAAACGCGGACUGCAUUGCACUGAUACAUCAAGGAAAGGUCGCUGAAGUUGGGACCCACGAAGAACUGAGAGCCCUGAGGGGAAAAUAUUUUGCACUGACACAGGGACAGAAAGUGUGAAUUUCAUAGUUUUCAUUAAAGACAGUUUUUGUUCGAAAUAUGACUAGAUUGUAGUGAAUUUAUUGCUAGAUAAUUAAGAUUUUCCAUUGAGUCUUCCUAAUGAUUUCAAAAUUUGUAUUUUGAAAGACUGAAGCAUCAACCCGAUGUUUUUCUUGUACCAAUCUCCAUUGUAUUUCACAUGUACUUGCCAGUUUUCGUCGAGGAACCUCUUGUAAAAAAUCGACAUCUCGUCCGCACACAGUGUCUCGUUAUUUCCUUUCCUUUGCUGCUGAAUUUUCACAAACUCUUCUCGUUCCUGCAAAUAUGAUUGUACAAGUUUUGAUUUAAAAUAAGAUGUUUUUUAAAACAGUAAAUGACACACUUUGAUAAACCGCAAGUUGUGUUUGGUCCAGAAUUCCUGG
This is a messenger RNA of Neocloeon triangulifer, 4652 nucleotides long. RefSeq names its product ATP-dependent translocase ABCB1-like. The transcript has 27 exons. Gene Ontology annotation, biological process: transmembrane transport. Gene Ontology annotation, molecular function: ATP hydrolysis activity; ATP binding; ABC-type transporter activity. The record is from RefSeq and is a predicted model, not a curated record. NCBI's taxonomy places the organism in Eukaryota, Metazoa, Arthropoda, Insecta, Ephemeroptera, Baetidae. The coding region runs from base 112 to 4251 and encodes 1379 amino acids. Gene Ontology annotation, cellular component: membrane.